UUUCCCCCUGUCCUAGACACCUGAACACGCCACGCCACUUCCGACGUUCUCACAAGAACAUUAAAAGGCUUGUUCUCCUCAUAGUGGUCCACGCAGGUCCCUUUCUUUCUUCUUCUUCCGGGUGCUUCUGGGAUUCUACCCCUUGAGUUACCAGUUUCCAAACGAAGGAAAUGAUGCUUAUUUUUGGCCAAAAGCUUUGUAAACUGCUCGUCCACCUCUGGAAAUGGCCUCUACCCUCCGCCCCUCUAUAUAAAGAGGCAUACAUCCACUCUCUCUGUUCUCACCGGCACUCUCACUUUUCAUUUUUAUCACCUAAACCAUUCUUGUAUUUCCUUCAGUCAUUAGUCUAUCACCAUGGCUAACUGGGAUACUCUCUUCGAUAAAGUCAUAACUGCAAAAGAUGCCAGGGAAAGAGCCCUAACUACUUACAGAAGAGAGGAGUAUAGGUCUUUUGCUUACUCCAUUCCCGCAGAAAUUAACCACAAUCCCCCUCCGUUCGAGAUUGAACUUCAUGCCAUUGUUAUGUUCCGAGAUCAAGUGUACGAACACUGCACUUUGGAAUACAAACGCUUUAUUGAUCGUGGCAGUUUUAAGCUGAUAAUCUACGGUGGCGGUGAUUUGAAUUUAUCGCAAGGUCGCAGGAUUGAUGCCAAAUUCAGGUGGAUUGGCACCCGGCUUGAAAUUAAGCUGGAGUUGGCUGUUAGCCCCGAGGUCCAGAUGGACUUAAAUCAGGAGGCUAUGCCAUUUAUAGAGCUCACCAAGAAACGAAUCACCAGGGACGACGUUUCCAACAGUCGAUUCCGUCUUCCACAGACUGAUGUGAGGCCGUUCUACGGUAUCUGCCCUGAGGAGGUCAAGGUAGCCAUUGAUAAUGGCUCGGCGUUUUCUGUGCAAAUUUUCCCCCCUGGCCAGGAAGAAAGUUUUGGUGCUGAUGUCCUAAUUGAGCGAGGUCGCAUGGGAAGCCGCCAUGAAUGUUCUAAUGUGACCAUCAAUCUGAACCAUUAUCUUUCGAACCGCGUGAAUGCUGGUGAAUUUCAGGCUAGACGGACCUUGAAAGUCUGGUACAGAGAGGAGUCCAACAAGUUGAAGCUGGCGUUCACCAGGCCAAGAGACGCUCAGAUCCUGGGGUUUCCAAUCGAACCGUUCGAGGAGGACGAGGAGUAGACUUUGGCACCGUCGCUGCAUUUAUUUCUUUUUUAAUUUUUAUUAAUGGUUGAAGGACUGUUAAUCACUAUUUUUAUGUGGUUGUUGAACUUGGGAC
This is a messenger RNA of Alnus glutinosa, 1261 nucleotides long. RefSeq lists its product as uncharacterized. The coding region runs from base 355 to 1164 and encodes 269 amino acids. The transcript is spliced from 2 exons. Lineage: Eukaryota; Viridiplantae; Streptophyta; Magnoliopsida; Fagales; Betulaceae. The record is from RefSeq and is a predicted model, not a curated record.